AUGGUUCACCUAGCCCAAGUACGAAAGCCUCCAAGCAAGGACAGUGGGCAGACCGAGUUCGGAGCUCCCGGACGCCGGUCGUCUGUGGUGCCUGGCCUUGAGCACAUCUCUCUUGAACCUCCUGCGGAAGAUGAAUUCUCCACGUCCGUCUAUGGGUCGCGCUUCGCGGCCGAAGACCUUCCUGCACAUGAGAUGCCUGAAAAGGAGAUGCCGAAGGAGAUUGCAUACCGCAUGAUCAAAGACGAGCUCAGUCUCGAUGGUAACCCUAUGCUGAAUUUGGCAAGCUUUGUCACGACCUUCAUGGAAGAUGAAGCUGAGAAGCUCAUGGCCGAGGCCUUCUCCAAGAAUUUCAUCGACUACGAAGAAUACCCCCAAUCUGCCGAGAUCCAGAACCGUUGCGUUAACAUGAUCGCCCGUCUCUACAACGCCCCAGAGUCACAAGACGGGAAGAAUGCGAUGGGAACGUCCACUAUCGGCUCCAGUGAGGCAAUCAUGCUAGCUGUCCUGGCCAUGAAGAAGAGAUGGGCGAACAAGCGCAAAGCGGCAGGAAAAGAUUUCUCGAGACCCAACAUUGUCAUGAACAGUGCCGUCCAGGUGUGCUGGGAAAAGGCUGCCCGCUACUUCGACGUGGAGGAGAAAUAUGUCUACUGCACAGAAGACCGUUACGUCAUUGACCCGGAAGAGGCAGUCAACCUGGUCGACGAGAACACCAUCGGCAUUUGCACCAUUCUGGGCUUGACCUACACAGGCGAGUAUGAAGAUACCCAGAUGAUCAACGACUUGCUCGUGGAAAAGAACAUCGACUGCCCAAUCCAUGUCGAUGCAGCAUCAGGUGGCUUCGUAGCUCCUUUUGUCAACCCAAAUCUUGUCUGGGAUUUCCGCCUGGAGAAGGUCGUCAGUAUCAAUGUCUCGGGUCACAAAUACGGUCUUGUCUACCCUGGCGUGGGUUGGGUUAUCUGGAGAUCUCCAGACUUCCUCCCCAAGGAGCUCGUUUUCAACAUCAACUACCUGGGUGCCGACCAAGCUUCCUUCACACUGAACUUCAGCAAAGGUGCCAGUCAUGUCAUUGCUCAGUACUACCAGAUGAUCAGACUGGGAAAGAGAGGCUAUCGCAGCAUCAUGCUCAACCUCACCCGCACCUCCGACUACUUGGCUGCCCAACUCAGAGCCCUGGGCUUUAUCCUCAUGUCACCUGGUGGGGGUCGCUCCCUCCCGGUGGUUGCCUUCCGCCUGGAUCCUGAUAACGACCAGCUAUUCGACGAGUUUGCCAUUGCUCAUCAGCUUCGAGAGCGUGGUUGGGUCGUGCCUGCUUAUACCAUGGCCCCCCACAGCGAAGGCCUCAAGUUGAUGCGUGUGGUGGUCCGUGAAGACUUCAGCAAGCAACGCUGCGACGCUCUCGUAACUGACAUCAAGAUGGCGUUGCAGACGCUUGGUGAUAUGGACAAGAAGACCAUGGAGCGCUACACCGACCACGUCAAGAAAACUCACCACAGAACAGGCAAGGCCGGCAGCAAUAUGAAAAACUACAAGGAUGAAAAGCAUUCCCUGCAAGGCAAACACGGGAAGACUCAUGCUAUCUGUUAA
Cladophialophora yegresii CBS 114405 is the source of this 1584-nucleotide messenger RNA. Its product is annotated as glutamate decarboxylase. Gene Ontology annotation, molecular function: pyridoxal phosphate binding; glutamate decarboxylase activity. Lineage: Eukaryota; Fungi; Ascomycota; Eurotiomycetes; Chaetothyriales; Herpotrichiellaceae. The coding region runs from base 1 to 1584 and encodes 527 amino acids. Gene Ontology annotation, cellular component: cytosol. Gene Ontology annotation, biological process: L-glutamate catabolic process. The transcript has 4 exons. The record is from RefSeq and is a predicted model, not a curated record.